Messenger RNA from Aspergillus alliaceus, 2645 nucleotides. RefSeq names its product RINT-1 family protein. NCBI's taxonomy places the organism in Eukaryota, Fungi, Ascomycota, Eurotiomycetes, Eurotiales, Aspergillaceae. The record is from RefSeq and is a predicted model, not a curated record. The coding region runs from base 85 to 2544 and encodes 819 amino acids. Gene Ontology annotation, biological process: endoplasmic reticulum to Golgi vesicle-mediated transport; retrograde vesicle-mediated transport, Golgi to endoplasmic reticulum; regulation of ER to Golgi vesicle-mediated transport. The transcript is spliced from 5 exons. Gene Ontology annotation, cellular component: Dsl1/NZR complex.
GCUGAGCUCCGCUUUCAUUCGUCCGGAGGCGGGAGUUGUUCGCGACACCUUACAAUCCAUUCCCCUCACCAGCACGGCCUAACAAUGGCGACUCCAACGUCUGUGCUAUCACCGCAUGAGAAAACAAGAGUCGAAGACUAUCUGAAUGACAAGGUCCAGGUGUCUGCCGAUUUUGAAAGCCUUGAUUCUUUGCUGUCCAGCCUACGCGCCCAGCAUGAGCUUCAACGAAAGCAGCUAGCAGAAGCUCAGGAAGCUCUCUCCAAUGCGACCAAAGCCUCUAACGACCAUGCCGAAGCGACUCGCAAGCGCGCCGAAACGUUCAAUGAGCAGCAGGCAGAUAUCGAUAGGCGGUUGAAUGCCCUCACGGGGUCGGAUGCGAGUGACGAAGCCGCAAAACGAUUUGAAGCGAGUAUAGAAAAGCUUAGGAGGCUCGAGUUGUCAAAAGGCUAUGUGUCUUUACUGAAGGAAGCAGAGGGAUUGAGCAAGGAAGCCUUAACGAACAUACGAUCCUCACACAAAUCGGCCAUAACACCCUACGCCCGGCUGCGAACCAUUGUUCAGGCUUUGAAAGAGGCCCAGCCUGCAGCAGAAGGAGCCGCCCCUCACCUGGUUGACUAUGUGGGAAAGCUAGCAUCUACACUGAGAGACCACAUGAAAACCGACUUCACAAAGAGGCUACAAGGGACAUUGGAGCAAAUGAAGUGGCCGUCGAAGGAUCUAUAUCUUCCGGAUAGUAUAAAGGCACAGUGGAAGGACCAUGUAGGGCUACUGCUCGACCUUCAGACACCUGAACUCCAAAGCCGCGAUGCUUCGAAAGAGGAAUUUAUCAAGCCUCCGAUAUUGCUACCUCUGGAAGUGAUGGUCCAUCCACUAGAGCUUCGUUUUAAAUACCAUUUCAGCGGAGACAAGCCAACGAAUAGGCUUGACAAGCCGGAGUACUUUCUUGCCCAUGUAAUGGACUUGAUCAAUAAUUUCGGCGGCUUUUUUGCUUCAUCCUUGCAGCCUAUCUUUGAUGAAAAGGCUCAGGCCGUCGGGUCUGACAUGGAGUGGAACUUCUGUAAUGCCUCGCAUGCUUACAUUACGGCCCUUUUGCCGAUUCUGAGACAUAAAAUAACUACGUAUCUUCCCCAGAUCUCGAACCAUCCGCAGCUGCUGAGCCAUUUUGUCCAUGAAUUGAUGAAUUUCGACAUAGAAAUCCGCGAGACAUGGAAUUACAUACCGGAUCCCUAUACUGAUGAUAAUUGGAAGGGCAUGACGUGGGAGGUACUGACCGAGCGAGGUUGGUUUGACCGUUGGCUUCAGGUCGAAAAGGACUUUGCCCUGGCACGAUACAAAGAGAUUGUAGAUGCCCCGGAUAGCGGUCAUAUCGAUUAUGAAGGCGUUGAUAGCUCAGCAACAAAACCGACCAAGGCAGCAAUUCGUGUCAAUGACCUCCUUGAGACAAUAACCGAGCGUUACCAACCUCUAUCGUCAUUCAGCCAAAAGUUGCGUUUUCUUAUCGACAUUCAAAUCACGAUAUUUGACCAAUUCCAUGAACGCUUACAUUCGGCGCUGGAAGCCUACCUCGCAAUGACAUCGACAAUUGGCCGCACAGUGCAAGGUGCGGAUGGGGCGAGCGUGGAAGGCGUUGCAGGAUUAGAGCGGCUCUCCAGAGUCUUCGGAAGUGCCGAAUUUCUCGAAAAGAAAAUGGAAGACUGGAGCAACGAAGUGUUUUUCGUAGAGCUUUGGUCUGAGCUCCAAGAAAGAAUUCGGCAGAACAAGGACGGCGGCAAGAAUGUGGCUGGCUCGAUGUCUGUUGCGGACGUGGCAUCGCGAACGUCUCAAUCCGUCGCCAACGGCAGUGGCCGUGGAGAGGCCUCCGAAGGCGCCCUGUUUGAUGAGACAGCAUCUGCAUACCGUCGUCUGAGACUCCGAUCCGAAUCAGUCAUCACCUCGACUUUGACUUCAAACGUGCGCACUGCCCUUAAAACCUACUCUCGCGUCUCGACAUGGGCAACCAUUUCUGCUACUUUGGCUUCUCCUUUGCCCCCAACUUCUGAUCUUGCGCCCGCAAUGCGAACUCUAUCCACUGAAAUCUCAUUCCUCUCUCGUACAUUGGGUAUUGCGCCCUUGCGCCGUAUCAUUCGACAAGUACUUCUUUCCAUCCAAACCUACAUCUGGAACAACGUCCUCAUGAGGAACAAGUUCUCCGCUGCGGGAGCGACGCAGCUGAUUAGCGAUGUUGAACAUCUUUGCAAUGUCACUGACGUAGCUCUCGGUCCAGCGGCCCAAGUGGGCAGCUCGGCGAACGUGCUCAGGAGGCUCAACGAGGGCCUCACGCUCCUCGGAUUGAGUAUCAGUGCGUCGAAGGCAACAGAUGACGAGUCUGCAUCCCAGGCCAAAGACCAGCGAGGAGCGACACAGCUAGGGCUGUGGGAGGUAGAGAAGAGGCUGUUCAAGGACAACGAGAGCGCGAGGGACCUUCUUACUGAACUAAACAUCGAGACUCUCUCCGGAGCGGAGGCAAGAAGUGUCCUAGAGAGGCGAGUCGAGAUUGGUAGUUGAAUUCUUGGCGAUCUUGCAUCACGUUGGUUAUUACUGGGCUUUGACGGGGCUAAGAUGCUUUUAACUUUAGCGUGCAUGAAAUAUGUAGAUAUGAACCUACU